UCAAUGAAAAAGUAUGCCAUCUUCAACCAAGAAGAAAAUUUCAGCACUGACAUAAAGUCUUCUUGCAGUGCAGUAAGACCAGCAAGACAGCUAAAAUCCCUAUUGAAGAAGUCUUUCCAGAUUAAAAGAGGUAGUCGAAGACUAAAAGACCAGAUCUCACUCAGUGAAGGAACAAUGACAAGAGAGCCAGAGAAGAGAAAGAAAAAGUGUGUCACCAUCAACAAAGAAGUACAUUACAAUACCAAUAAGAAGCCUUUUUGCAGGGGCAUACGACCACCUGAAGAGCUGAAACCAAUACUUAAGAAGUCUCUUCAGAUCAGUGGAGAUAAUGGAAGAAAUCAAGACCAAAUCUCACUCAGGCUCUCUGAAAGACCUCAUGUUACAACAGAGGACAUGGCCACCACCUCUGCUAUUAAGGAGGAUAUUGACAACUCUUCCUCCAGGUACACGAUCAUACAGAAACAAAUUUUGUAUUACAAGAAGAUCACUGCAAUGAAGAAACUGGACCAAGCAGGUCUUAGCAAAUCAGUGCUAGACCUAAGUACUCUGGGAGAGGCACUUCCUGAAUUCUCUAGAAAGAAAUCAUUCUUCAUGGUUGAAACAAAGAAGGGAGAAGGUGUCCUUCCUCCACCUAAUGUGCAUGACAUCGUGCCCCAGCCUCCUGCCCAUGCUGAUGCGACAUCAACUUCUCAUGUUAGUGAAAAAGGUGACAAUCGUCAGUCACCUGAGGAAACUACUGUUAAGAACACCAGCGUUAGUGAAAGAGGUGACAGUCGUCAGUCACCUGAGGAAACAGCUGUUAACAACACCAGCGUUAGUGAAAGAGGUGACAAUCGUCAGUCACCUGAAGAAACUACUGUUAACAACAUCAGCGUGGAUCACACACGUUCUCUAGGUGACGCAUUGCACCCUCAGAAUGCUAAUAUGCGGGUUCUUGCUUCAAGUCCCGCUCACCGCACCAGCUAUGCAGCGAAUACCCCCACCAAGGUUUUUUCAAUUUGGGCAGCAACCACAUCAUUGCUCCUCCUAACAUCGUCAUUAUGGUUGCUGAAGUUGGUGGCUUUGAUGAUGCCGUGGGUAUGGAACCUAAUUUAGAAAUCCUGCACAGUUAAAGUUACAAGGAGCUUAACAAGUUUCUGCUGAAGAACCUAUGAGGAUCUCCUGUCAUCAUCAAGUAACAAACUGUCAGAAACAUUUUUUGAGGUUUUCUUUCAUUUUAUUGUUUGAAGAAUAUUUUCAGUUUACUCUUUGACAUUUUAAUGUAUGUAAUUUAGUUUCUGCUGAAGAACCUAUGAGGAUCUCCUGUCAUCAAGUAACAAACUGUCAGAACAUUUUUUGAGGUUUUCUUUCAUUUUAUUGUUUGAAGAAUAUUUUCAGUUUACUCUUUGACAUUUUAAUGUAUGUAAUUUAGUUUCUGCUGAAGAACCUAUGAGGAUCUCCUGUCAUCAAGUAACAAACUGUCAGAAACAUUUUUUGAGGUUUUCUUUCAUUUUAUUGUUUGAAGAAUAUUUUCAGUUUACUCUUUGACAUUUUAAUGUAUGUAAUUCAGAUCAUCCAUGUUGCUCAUAUCUUCCCCAUCUCUGUCCUCUGCCUCCAUCCCAUCCCCUAACUUGUCCUCAUCCCAUUUUUGUGUCAUUUAUCUUAAGGAGUGUGACUUCCAGUAGGAUCCCCACAGCCAAGUGCAUGUGGACAUUAUCAGUUGGACUGAGUGUGGUAUUAAAAUAGGGAGGGAGA
This is a messenger RNA of Chionomys nivalis (European snow vole), 1734 nucleotides long. RefSeq lists its product as uncharacterized. The record is from RefSeq and is a predicted model, not a curated record. NCBI's taxonomy places the organism in Eukaryota, Metazoa, Chordata, Mammalia, Rodentia, Cricetidae. Bases 4 to 1095 code for a protein of 363 amino acids. The transcript has 14 exons.